GUGCAGACCUCCGAAACUGGGAUUCCUGUGUAUUAAAAUGUUAAAGUGGUGUAAAAAGUACUGGCUACUGUUACCGGUGGUUUUUGUGGUAUUGGAAGUAGUACAAGCUGAACAUGAAUUUGAGAGUGCCAGCGCAGAGCUCGACGAUGAGUUUGAGCUAUUGAAGGAGGUUUAUAAAAAGAAUCUAGUACAGGAUUUGUCGAACAAUGUUAACGUCGAUGGUAAUGUAUUGGAAGCCAUUAUUACAAAAAGAGUAAACAGUUUUGCACACGAUUGGCAACAGUACGCGGGCAAUGGCCACCGAACCCGACGAGAAGCUAACGAUGCCGACACCGAUGCCGACGCGGCCAUUGAGGCUGAUACAGCUGCAGCACGCCAUCUCUACCUCAAAGGUUUCCGUGAGCGAGGCUACGUUCCUGUUAAUUUUCCCGUCGACAUCUGUUUACUUCGGGUGGGAAAAACUAUAUUUGCCGCCGCCCUUCACCACAGUGAGACCAGUAACCGAACCAUUAAUGCAACUACCGUGUCAUUUUAUCGCAGGGUUAAGGGAAAAUUCGAAAAAUAUCUCGAACAUCAAGCCGUUACCGCGCGCCAUUUUGAUUGCGUGUCGAUCGCACACCUCGGUUUCGUAGCGGUGGCCAACUAUCACGACCAGGAGCUGAAUGUGUUCGACGAGGGAUCGCCCGUGUUUCAGAUUCAAGAGGAUGGCACAACGGAAAUCGUGCAAACGUUCGGACAACCAAACCAGCACACGGUUCAUCUAUGGGUGCAUGGAAAGAACGUGUACCUAACGCACACCUACACCAAUCUGGAUGCGAGCCGACAGAACGUUUGUCCCCUGUACCGCUGGUCGGGGUAUAACUUCGAUAUAGUAGAUCACAUGCCGUGCUACAAUGCUGUCCAGAUAGAACCGUUUUCGAUUGAACAACAGAUGUUUGUUGCAGUCGCAAGGCAAAUGACCGCCGGCGGAACGCGAAAGGAUAGCUUUUCCGACAUUUUCGUCCUUAAUCCGGAUACGCAGAAGCUUACGCUUCACCAGCAGAUCUAUACAUACUCUGUGUCCGAUAUAGCCUAUUUCUUCAUAGAAGACCGCGAGCGCCGGGAGCACUUUCUCAUGACGGGAAACUCACUGACGGCCGGCGGUGGUAAGGGCAAUAAUGAAGAAGGGCGAACGACAUCGAGAGAUGCUGAUCAAAACUCGAUCGUAUACAAGUUUGUCGAUGGAUUCUUUGUGCCCUUCCAAACCGUGGAACUGAACGGGAUAAAAAUGUUUCUUCCUGUUGUGCAUGAAAAUGGUGAGUUCCUGCUACUUGUCCUAUGUCAUGAUCAACCUUUGCUGAUCUAUGAGUACGAUGGCUGGAAGCUGGUACCCUCGCGAAUAGAUUACACGGGUGAAGCGUUCGCAGCCGGAGUGUCCCAUAUGCGCGUCUACAGGCACAUUGUAAACGCAAGCGUGAUCGUCAUUGCCAAUAGUAACCUCUUUGGGAAGUCGGUUAAUCUUUUCACUCCACAGUACGGGGUGGAAAAUGAUUUGCGACAGGUGUACGCUCACUUCAUCGAAUGGUGCGAACGAAUGCACGAACAGACCGCUCAGGUGAACCUGGAGGAAUUGUACAAUCGGCUUGCGGAACUACCGGACAAUGCACCGGACGGUGCCCGUUCAAUAGAUAAACAUAUAGAACUGCAGGAUUCGUUUGUGAGCAAGGCAAAGGCAAGUUCCAUUAAAACGAAAAACAUUCUGAUCGACGACGCCCAUCUGUCGUACGUGGUGGAGGUCAACGAGUACGUGCAGAGAGUGAAUGAGAAGAUGGAUCGGGUCGAGAAAACCAUCCAGGAAAGCGUGCUAACGAAUGGCACUGUACACUGGCAUGGUGAUCUUGAAGUGUCGGAAUUGAUUGCCCCAGCCGGCCAAAUGAAACAACUGGACGUGAAGGUGCUUAACAAUGGUGCUCAUAAGACACGUCAAGCGGAAGAUUCAACUGCACGAGUCGAAGCUGAUGCAACGGUGGUGGAUCGUUUAAUAGUCGACCGUUUCGCCAAUGUUCGAUUCUGGAAUGGACACGCAGCCGAGAGUCUUCUGUUGACCGAUGAUCCACCCGCAAAAUGGAAGGAUCUUUCUGUGACCGCCGAAAAGGUGGUGGUUGGGGGCAAUCUGUACGUGAACAAGCUGAUCGACGGGAUAUUUUUCCACCCCAGUAACGUGCUGCUUCCUGGCGUUGAUCAGGUACUAAGUGGGCAUAAUCUGGUAGUGAAAGAUUUGAACGUAAAUCGGCUGACAAGUAAACGGUUGAACUCUACCGAUGCCGCUGCCGUACAUCGCAUGAUGGAUCAGUCGAGAACACUGCUUGCCAAAGCUCGUGGCGCUAUGCCGCAGGCUUAUGGAAACGAUUUCGAUACGAUCGAUGUGGAUGAUCUGAAGUUGACCGGGCUGUUGAACGAAAUGGAUCCUAGAUAUCUGACAGAAAACGUGCUUCUGCAUGAGGCUGAAAGCCAAGAGUUGGGCUCAAAGCUGGUUGUCGAUCAGAUCACAGCGGAUAAUAUAGUUAUUUCUGAUUCGAACCUGUCUGGCAUUGAAUGGGAGAACGUCGCACGAAUCAAUGGCGCACAGCAAAUCCUACAGGAUCUUCAGUUCGUGCAGCCGAUAACGGUGGACAGUUUGGUUCUUCGCGAUCGUCUUAACCAUAUUCCGGUCAUCGGUGGUAAGCUGCAGGUGCUCUUGCUCGACUCGAACGAAACGCAAUCCAUUACCGGAACGAAAACGUUCGACUAUGUGACGUUGCUAAAGCCAAUCGAGUUGCAGGGGAAGAUUGAUGGAGAGGCACUCAGCAAAAUGAAUCCUAUUGUAACGACCGUUGAAGAUCUCGUCCUGGAUGGGAACUACACGAUCUUUGGAAACGUGACGUUCAAUGGUCCACUGUGGGCGCAUAACAUUAUGUCCGCCAGCGGUUCGCACGAUUUCCAUCGACUCGCUACGCACGGACUGCGGUUGGAUGGCACGCCGGCGUCGAACCAAGUGAUUCGAUUCUUGCAACCUGUGUUUGUGGAGCACCUGGGUGCAAACAAAAUCAACGAGUUGGAAGUAGACGACCUCGUACCGCAGGCGGCAGGCAGCGUGCAGUAUAUAACAGGAAGAAAGACUUUCGUCGGAGACCUCAUCAUCGACGGUGUGGCGGAUGCGAACGAAAUCAAUAAAGUUGACCUUAACCAGCUUAAUCGUACAAUCUUCCGUCGCGGAGCUGAAGGUGUUGAGCAAACGAUCGAGGGAACAAUUCACUUCGACACGAUCAUCACGUCGGUAACAAACGCGAAAAACAUCCUUUUCGAAGGGAAACGAAUGGACAGGCUACUGCGAUUCGAUAUACCUCAAAAUGUCAGUGCACCGGUACGAUUUGAAAACUGUACCAUUUACGUGGAAAAUGCGGUAGUCGCCCAGGAGCUGCAGAGCGACAAUAGUUCGCUGGUGUUUGGAUACGAUAUGGAUUAUCUCUACCAGGAUACUCUGCGUCCUGAGACGGAUGUAGCAACGGAAGCACCGGUUGUGGUGGGACAGAAAAGCUUUAGAAAUCUCACCGUCGGUCAGCUGGUGCUGCUCGAUGGUUCAACGAUAAACUCCAUCGCAGUGGAGAGCAUUAAGCAUAUUUUGGACGACAGGGAAAAUCGCACCAUCGUAAAGCAAGAGUUGUACUCCUUCCAGAGUGACAUUACGGUGAACCAUCUGUAUUUCGAUGGUUCUAUCAACGGAAUACCGAAAAAUUUGUUCUGCCGUGCAUGGCUCAUGCGAACGGGUGACCAAACAUUUACCGUUGAGCAAACGUUCGAUACGGUAAUGGUAGAACAUUUGAAUGUCACUGGCAAGCUUAACGGCGAUACCACAAUGGACCAAUUGCUGGAAAAUGUAUAUCGUACCGAUCGGGAAGAAUACAUCAGCCAAGCCAUCUUUCAUGAAGGAAUCGUUUCCUACGAGCCAUGUUCGGUAGGCGGACUGGUGUCUGGAUUGAAUCUGUCUAACGAUGUACUUCUUAAGCAGUCACCCGAGAUACAAUCGCUGGGCACGGUCCAAGUUUCGCAGAUACUGGAGGCAAGGGGAGAACUCCACAUACUCAACCAUUUGAAUGGAAUUCACUUCCCAAAGCUGAUGGAGUUCUUUUCCCCGGCUGACGACCAGGGAAGGGCUGAGCGUUUACCGCCGAAUGUUGAAGUACGUGGCAAUGUGUACUUCGAACACGAUCCGACCAUGAUCCACUUGAACGGACAUAAUAUUCAAAAACUGUACGACGAGGUGUGGCUACCCCAUCGCCCGACAGUGCUUACCGGGAGAUACCACUUUGAGAGUGUUGAAUUUCAAAAUUCGCUGCACACUAAUGGCCAGCCAGUAAAUCAUCUCGAUUGGAACGUAGUGGAGGCACGAUGCUUAAGCGGGAAAAGACCGCAAAAUAUAUCCGCUCCAUUGCUGUUUGAAGGAGAUGUCACGAUUUAUGCAGGUGCCGCAUUUGAUACUCUGGGACUCAAAGGAAUGGUCAAAUCGAUGAAAAACUCUCCUGGAUUAGAUGUGCACGAAUAUGAUAGAAAUGCCUUACGUCACAACGAAAACCAAGAAAUCACGGGAAAUUGGAUGUUCCAUAAUUUGCAAAUAUUAGGAGAUCUUCACAUUGAUAUGUUAAAUGGACACAGCGUGCAAACGGAUUAUAUGCGUACCGAUGUUCCUGCUAACAAUUUUACGGUUGCAAAACGAUUCCGUGAGCUGCACGUGGAAAGCAUCGUGUGUCCUCCACCAUGUGUAAUACAAGAGGUAGAUAUGGAUGAGUGGUACAAGAAUGGGCUGCGUUUGAAAGGCAAUCAAACCCUUGAGGGCACUCUUCGAAUCGUUGAUGGUGUAAUUACUGGAAAUGUGGAAGUGCUAGGGACGGUGAACGGCGUAAGGUACGAUAUAGACCACUUGCUGUUAAAAUCGGUUCCACAAAGGGUAAACGGUACCAUGAGUUUGAUAACUAAGUUCCCCAAAGAAAACAAAAUUUACCCUCUAGUGUUUGAGUCGCUACAUGCGCAAACGAUAAACCGUAAAGAUGUAGCGAAGUUUCUAACUAAUGCCGCGAGAAAGGACAAAAAUCCACUUACGAUAAACAACUCAGUAACACUUGUCAAUCCGCUAGAAGUGGAUGAAACUUUGCUCGAAGGAGACAUGCUAUUCGGGACGAACAUAACGCAUCUGAUUCUAAGCACUUCCUAUCACACUGGUGUAAAUGAACUAGCAGCGCAAGUACGCUCAUUGAACAGUGUGAAUGAGAAGCUGUCCGAGAAUGUCUUUGAAAGUAGUCCUGUCUUUAGCCAUUUUGAUAAACUGAAAUCAUUGCCGAUUAAUGCAGUGAGGAUGCUAGUAUUCACCCUACCAUUAUUUCCAAAACCAGUCGAAGUCGUGGCUGUUCACUUGGCUGAAUCUGGUAGACCAUCAGCAAUUAAUUUCUAUCUGUGGAAUAGCAAAGAAUCGCGUUUAACGCCUGCUAAAAACAUCCCAUCGAUCGUUGGACGUGAACGUGUGAUCGUAAAUAUGAAGCGGCUUAAUCUAGGAACAAAUCAACACAUGUUCCUACAGUUCUUCGAACAGAAAAGCAACUACUUUAUACAACAGAUCUUAGAUUUGCAUGUUGAUCCAACGGGAGUGAACAAAUUUGCGGCUCUCUACGUUAUGAAUAGCACUCAAGCACGGGAUGUCAUCUGGAUGAAGCUAGGUAAACUCGAUUGCAUAAUCAUGUACUCUAAGGGAAUGAUCGGCUUUGAGGUUCGUUGUUUGCGGGAACAAAACCUGAUUCCAAUACUCGAUGUGCGCCAGCUUGAAGAAACGGUAGCCCCUAUACAGAUCGUGGCCUUGGAGAACCACUUUGUGAUGCUUGACAACAACGAAAGAAUUCAAAUUUGGCGCCCAACUGCCAACUUUUACCUUAAGCAUCACCAGACCAUAUCCGUGUCGCGUCCAUCUUACAUCAGUGUGGCAAGGUACGAAAAUCAGCUAAUGCUUGCAAUCAAUUCGGAGCACACCCCAAACACAGCUCAUCACGGAUCAAUAGAAAUAUGGCGUAAAUCGCUCUCCACCUUAAAUAGCACAUUCACACAACAUCAAUUGAUACUGACGAAGGUUCCGAAGCAGUUGCAGUUUUCAGUGCUACCAUCGAACGAGCUACUGUUGUACACGUUAACGGAAAAUUGGUUACAUCCACUAGUAGUGUAUAGAUAUGAAGGGGUAACCGGAUUCAGGGAGGUGUUGACUAGCAAUACCAUUCGUCAGAAAGCGAAACGGCUAUCGGUACUGAAGUUCCGGCAAGCACGAAAAGAAAUCGUUGCCAUAGUAGGCCCUGAGUCUACAGAUUUUGUAAAUGUUGUUUUUGUUUGAUUGUUAUUUCAAAAAAGUUCUCAAACAUAUUCAAGAUGUGAAUAUGUUGAUAAAUAUAUUGAUUGUUAUUUAAAUGAA
This is a messenger RNA of Anopheles coustani, 6463 nucleotides long. RefSeq lists its product as uncharacterized. Gene Ontology annotation, biological process: signal transduction. Bases 38 to 6385 code for a protein of 2115 amino acids. The record is from RefSeq and is a predicted model, not a curated record. Lineage: Eukaryota; Metazoa; Arthropoda; Insecta; Diptera; Culicidae. The transcript is spliced from 8 exons.